This is a messenger RNA of Schistocerca piceifrons (Central American locust), 489 nucleotides long. RefSeq lists its product as uncharacterized. Bases 1 to 489 code for a protein of 162 amino acids. The transcript has a single exon. Lineage: Eukaryota; Metazoa; Arthropoda; Insecta; Orthoptera; Acrididae. The record is from RefSeq and is a predicted model, not a curated record.
AUGAGUAAUCGUGAUAUGGAAUGGAUUUUAGAUUCAGGUGCAUCUGUGCAUAUUGUUAAAGAUAAAUCACUUCUUUAUGACAUCAAAUAUAAGACUCAAUUGGGAAUAUCUGCUGUUGAUGGCAACAAGCUCCAGUGUCACCUGGCUGGGAAACUAGAUCUACAUGUAAGUGUAAAUGGUGAAUCAGAUAUGGUUACAGCACACAAUGUUCAUUAUGUGAAAAAUGUGGCAACUAACCUGCUGUCUGUAGGGGAAAUUGUCAGGAAAGGAAAUACAGUCACUUUUGACAUGCAGGGUGCAAGAGUAAUCAGUGAAAGUGGUGAAGUUAUAGCUAUAGCAAGUAACGAAAGGGGUAUUUUUAAGUUGGAUACCAUCGACAGUAAACAUAAAAAUGUUAUUGAUUCAGUAUAUUCAGCAGAAGGUUUUUUAUGGCACCGGAGGCUUGGACAUCUAAAUAGAAAGAGUAUGUCUAUAAUAAGGAUAUGGUAA